AUGUCCGCCGGAGUUGGCUCGGACGAUGGCGAACGUCGCUUCCCUACACCUCAACCAGCCCAGAGAAGCUCGCCGCAGUCCCAGAGAUCUUCUACCUUCUCCUCUGCAAUAUCCAUAGGCUCAUACCAAAGCUCAAAAUCCGUCGGUACCGCCGUCGAAGCUUCUCCAUUCCGCAGAUCCCUGGCACCGACGCCAAAGCCAAAUACCGGAACGGAGCGACUGCAUGGCACCUAUUCAGAACACCGUCCCGUAACGCCACUGCCUCAAUUUACUCGCUCGGCUGCUCCAAGUCUGAGCGACUAUGUUGAAACCCUGAGAUCUCAAUCGCAUGAUAUCCAGACUUUGAUUCAUCACAGCGAUGACGACACUACUGGAGAGACCUCGCGCGAAGUAACGACCAGAACGGCUGAUCUUGCGAAGGAGAUCGACCGACAGAUUCCCGACAAGCACGCAUCUUUCGAGGUAGACAACUCUUUCCCGACAGGUGUGCGAAGUCCCACGUGGAGUCUGCUGACUGCAUCUCCUGUCGCUCGGCUCCCUACCGUCGCCGAGAUCAACGACGAGGAUGUCUGUCCUACCCCCGGUCCGUCUCCUUCCGGAAACUCCAACACGGCGCACACCUUCCAGAGAAGCCUGAAGUUCAGAGCGGAGAUACAGGAGGAUAACCAUAACGAAAAUGUUCCAAGGAUUCCGAAUCUCAGGAAGACCCGAGCAACCAACCCCAGACCAAGGGGCGGCCGGAUCGGUAGUCGCCGGCCACGUCGAGCUAGAGCUUCCACUCGGUGGUCAUCAAUUUCGCCUUGGACUUCAGCCGAGAAAGCAGCUUUCCACAAUGAGCUGCAGCAGAGAAUCGCAGCCGUCACGUGCGGUACAGACACUGACAGCGGCCUUCUGGACGUCCCUGUCGACUACUUCGACAUAUAG
Messenger RNA from Colletotrichum godetiae, 924 nucleotides. RefSeq lists its product as uncharacterized. Lineage: Eukaryota; Fungi; Ascomycota; Sordariomycetes; Glomerellales; Glomerellaceae. The transcript has a single exon. The record is from RefSeq and is a predicted model, not a curated record. The coding region runs from base 1 to 924 and encodes 307 amino acids.